AUGAAGGUUAAUCAAGGCAGACCAAUUCGCUGGCAUGCACUCCUAUCAUUAAUUUUGUCUACAAUGUCAUUUAUGCUGGGCGUCGUCACAAUAUUCUCGGGUUCAAAUGACGGGGUUUUAGAAGAUUAUUAUUUCCUAAGGGCAACAAACCUCGGUCAGAGCUUGGUAGAAUUUGCAGCAGUCAAUUCUACCACAGCUAAUACCACAAGCAUAAUCGAUAUAUCUGCUCUGGACACCCGCGCUUUAUCAUCAGAUUCGAUAGAAAAGAGAGACGCAGCAUCCGAUUUCGCCACAGCAUUAUUCGGUAAUGUAAUCAAGGAAGUCAAGAGUAUUGUGAAGAAGAUUGAAGCUGGCGAUAACGAUGGUCUCAACGAAGCCGAAAAGGUGUUGGUCUCGAAUAUUACAGAUACUGUUGGAGUUGCCGAUUUCUACAGUCUACAUGUGAUGAAAAUAUGUCGAGGAACUAUUACAGCAGAGGACAAAUGGGUCGUUGAUGGCUGUUCGAAUUAUUCUCAAGCUUUGAAAGGCCUGACACAGCUCACCUCAUCUACUCCAUCAACCUUCCGUGUUGUCAACACUACUCUUACCGUUCCGCUACUUGGUCUUGCUACCACCGCAAUGCCAUUCACUGCCGGAAUGCUGAACAUAGGCACCAUUGCUAUCCUCGUUUUUUAUGGUCUAGCGUUGAUCGGAUCGGGUGCCACAAUCGUUCUAUCAGUAAUCUAUAUGUUCAAACCUACGGCUUGCAUCGUCUACUGCGCUCUCUUCUUUUCAUUCCUCGCGUCUAAUUUUACAAUGACUGUUACGCUGAAUCUAACAGCCGUUACCAGCAUGGUAAGCCAGAUGGUCUCUUUAGUAGGGCCUGCUCUAGGUGUCGAAGCUUCUGCUGGGGGUGCAUUCCUAGGGAGCUCAUGGAUAGCCGCCAUAUUCGCACUGAUAUUUAAUCAGUAUUGGAUGAUGGUCUGGCUAGUAGAAAUCAGAGCAUAUGGAUUCAGAAGAAGGAUAAGAACGGAUGAGGAGAUUGGAGAUUGGAAGGGAAUUAUGACUGAGUUGAAGAGAGAUUGGAAGAAGCCUGUACCGGAUGGACUUCCUACUUCAGAAUCUGAUGAAAAUCUCAUGUUAAUAGAGAGAGUAGAUGAGGUCACUGGUGUAGCGACAAAAGAACAGUCAUAUCGUUUAAGAUGA
Molecule: messenger RNA, 1185 nt
Organism: Botrytis deweyae
Lineage: Eukaryota; Fungi; Ascomycota; Leotiomycetes; Helotiales; Sclerotiniaceae
Exons: 3
Coding region: 1-1185 (394 amino acids)
Biological process (GO): fungal-type cell wall organization
Cellular component (GO): cell cortex of cell tip; plasma membrane
Source: RefSeq, a predicted model, not a curated record